UUGUAGGGCUUCCAUUCGUUUUUUAUAAAUUAAAUAAUGAAAAUAAAAAAUGAAAAAUUCAAUCUCAACAUCUAUUUUGUUUAUUCCAUUCAUCUGGUUUCUGUGGCUUAUAUACUUUUACUCUUUGUUAUUUCCACUCAAGAUAUUCACCAUGUCAGAAAAAAGUUGCAAAGCUGGAAUAUAAGGCUUAAAGAUUAUUCGGAAAUCAGUUAUGCUUUAGACUGUAAUAUUUUUACCCCUGGCCAUCCAAAGUCUUUGUUUUUUAAUGUUCAAAAAAGAAAGGUUUUGAGUAAUUUUUUUUUUUUAAAGGAAAAAAUUGAUAUUUUUGUUUUGGCUCAUUUCUUUGGUUGGUUUAUUAAAGCACUCAUCAUUCGAGACACAGCUUUGUUAUGGACGUUAUCUAUAUUUUUUGAACUCAUGGAAAUUACAUUUAGGCACAUCUUACCUAAUUUCCAUGAGUGUUGGUGGGAUCAUAUAGUUUUAGAUGUUUUAGGAUGUAAUUGUUUGGGAAUUGUUCUAGGAAUAAUGUUAGUGGACUAUUUAAAUUUAAAGAGACGUACGUGGUAUUGGAAUAAUAUAACUUCUUCAACGGAUUCUCUUGCGACAACAAACGCCACCGUUGGUAGUUUGAACAAAAGUUCUCGUGACACUUGCCCCAAAUCAGUUCACAAUCAACUUGUCUCCUUAUUAAAAAAUAUUAAUUCAUGGAAGAUAAAGCAUUUUCAUUCUGGUCUAUCGUCUUUCUGGACGUAUUGCACCAUGUUGGUUUUUGUUUUUGUGGCGACAUUUGCAGAUGUGAACGUUUUCUUUUUAAAGUCACAAAUGCAAAUUGUUACAUCACAUUGGAUUGUCUUUUUACGUACAGUUUUCAUAACUCUUGCUGCCAUUUUGGGAACAGAUGAUAUACAGCAUUUUGUUACCAACUUUCGUAUGAAACGUUUUGGUUUACAAGGCAUUCUUAAUAUUUUUAUACUUUUAACGGAAUUAUGGACAAUUUCGCGUUAUUGGAAAAUCUAUGACUCGCACCCUCCUCUUCCUUAUCAAAUUCAAAUCCUUUUGCUCACCCUAGUCUUACUCGUUUUUAGUCUUCCCUUAGUAAUCUUUCUUGUGCCUUCUAUGUUGUGCGGGUUCACCUGGAACGGGAAAAAGAAACAAUAAAAAGAUAGAAAACAUUUUAAUUUGACCAUGACUGUUUUUGUUAAGCGUUUCAAUCGAAACAAAAAGACUUAUACCGUUGUACCGAAAAGAAAUUUUAUCACAUACAUAAUUUAAGUAACUUCAAUUUUUGAAUCA
Molecule: messenger RNA, 1293 nt
Organism: Hylaeus volcanicus
Lineage: Eukaryota; Metazoa; Arthropoda; Insecta; Hymenoptera; Colletidae
Exons: 9
Coding region: 37-1158 (373 amino acids)
Biological process (GO): phosphatidylserine biosynthetic process
Molecular function (GO): L-serine-phosphatidylethanolamine phosphatidyltransferase activity
Source: RefSeq, a predicted model, not a curated record